Messenger RNA from Cricetulus griseus (Chinese hamster), 795 nucleotides. The record is from RefSeq and is a predicted model, not a curated record. NCBI's taxonomy places the organism in Eukaryota, Metazoa, Chordata, Mammalia, Rodentia, Cricetidae.
AUGCCACUGUCUUUCUCUCAACCAUGCUCCUCAGGGGCACUUCUGCUGCUGGUGGUGUCAAACCUCUUUUUAUGGGAGAAUGUGGCCUCUGUGCCUUUGAAUAGCAGUGAGAUUGAUGAUGACCAACUCUACCUCAAGGAACUGUUUGAUCAUGCCAUGGAAGUGUCUCAGAAAAUCAGUAAGCUCAACAUUGAAAUGCGUAGGAUGUAUACUGACAGUGAGUUCUCUGAAAAAUUCCAACAUAAAUUUGUAAGUACCUCUUCAUCAUCAGAGUCAUAUGACCAAUUCAUGCUUGAGUUUUUUGAGGAUCAGGAGUUUCUGAUCAAGCAUCUCACCUGCUGCCACAAUUACUCCAUGAAAACACCAGAAAGCAUGGAAGAAGCCCAAAAGAUCUCUCUUCAAGACUUUCCAAAACUGAUACUCAGUAGAGUGCGGGCUUGGAAUGACACUCUUAAAAACUUCUUGACCAUACUCGGAAAUAGGCCAGGAACACAUAAUGAUGUCAUAUCAUUAGCCAAAGACAUUGAGAGAAAAAAUGAAGAGCUUUCUGAGGACACCAAGAAAAUACUCAACUCUGUUUAUGACACAAUAGAAAAUGUGGAUUUUACUGUAUUGACUGGUCUUGAAGACUUGCAAUCAUCUGAUGAAGAACUUCGUCAUUUUGCUCUUUGUAAAUUAUCCUAUUGCUUGCGUGUAGAUAUGAAUAUGGUUGACAUUUGUCUCAAGCUUUUAAGGUGUGUGAUACUUGUUACAAGUGACAUUUGCUUAUCCCCAAGAGUUAGAAAUGAUUCAUGA